Molecule: messenger RNA, 1812 nt
Organism: Solanum tuberosum (potato)
Lineage: Eukaryota; Viridiplantae; Streptophyta; Magnoliopsida; Solanales; Solanaceae
Product: cytochrome P450 CYP72A219-like
Exons: 5
Coding region: 32-1585 (517 amino acids)
Molecular function (GO): iron ion binding; heme binding; oxidoreductase activity, acting on paired donors, with incorporation or reduction of molecular oxygen
Source: RefSeq, a predicted model, not a curated record
CUACUAGAAACAUUAUUUUUUUAUCAAAAAAAUGGUGCAAAUAAAUAUGAAAAUUGCAAUUUCAUUAGUGAUUGUGAUAAUUUUCUUGAGAUGGAUAUGGAAAUUCUUGGAUUGGGUGUGGAUUCAUCCAAAAAAAAUGGAAAAAAGACUCAAAUUGGAAGGUUUCAAAGGAAGUUCUUACAAGUUUUUACUUGGAGAUAUGAAGGAAAUGAAUUCAAUGGUUGAAGAAGCAAAAUCCAAGCCUAUUAAUUUCACUAAUGACUAUAUUUCUAGAGUUUUCCCUCACUUCAACAAGUUCAUGAUGCAAUAUGGUAAGAAUUGUUAUAUAUGGUUGGGUCCAAAACCAACAAUGUUGAUCUCAGAGCCUGAAUUUAUAAGGGAAAUUUUAUCAAAAAGUUAUAUUUACCAAAAAAUUCAAGGCAAUCCAAUCACUAAGUUACUAGCACAAGGGCUAGCAAGUUAUGAAACAGAGAAAUGGGCUAAGCAUAGAAGAAUUAUCAACCCUGCAUUUCACCUUGACAAGUUGAAGCACAUGCUACCAUCAUUCUACUUGAGUUGUUGUGACAUGAUCAACAAAUGGGACAAUAUAGUUUCAUCAAAGGGAUCAGAGGUAGAUGUAUGGCCAUUUUUGCAAACUUUGACAAGUGAUGCAAUUUCAAGAACAGCAUUUGGUAGUAACUAUGAAGAAGGGAGGCAAAUAUUUGAGCUACAAAAAGAACAAGCUGAUUUAAUUAUACAAGCAGCAAGGUGGAUUUACAUCCCUGGAUGGAGGUUUGUGCCAACAAAAAGGAACAAGAGGAUAAAACAAAUAGCAAAUGAAGUAAGAUCAUUAGUGUUGGGAAUUAUCAACAAUAGAAUAAAGGAAAUGAAAGAAGGUGAAGCUACAAAAGAUGAUUUAUUAGGUAUAUUAUUGGAAUCAAAUUUCAAAGAAAUACAAAUUCAUCAUGAAAACAAGAAUUUUGGAAUGACAAUUGAUGAAGUGAUUGAAGAAUGCAAAUUAUUUUAUUUUGCUGGUCAAGAAACUACUUCAGUAUUACUUGUUUGGACUUUGAUUUUAUUGAGUAAACAUUUGGAUUGGCAAGAAAGAGCUAGACAAGAAGUUCAUCAAGUAUUUGGAAGUAACAAGCCUGACUAUGACAUGUUGAAUCAAUUGAAAGUUGUAACAAUGAUAUUCAAUGAGGUUCUAAGGUUGUAUCCACCAGGAGCUAUGAUUGGUAGAAGAGUACAAAAAGAGACCAAAUUAGGGAACUUGUCAUUGCCUGCUGGGAUGUUACUAUUGUUGCCAACAAUUUAUUUGCAACAUGAUAAUGAAAUAUGGGGUGAUGAUGCAAAAGAGUUCAAUCCAAAGAGGUUUAGUGAAGGAGUUAAUAAAGCAACAAAGGGUAAAUUUGCAUAUUUUCCAUUUAGUUGGGGACCAAGAAUAUGCAUUGGACAAAAUUUUGCUAUGUUAGAGGCAAAAAUGGCACUUGCAAUGAUUCUACAACACUAUGCUCUUGAGUUAUCUCCAUCUUAUUCACAUGCUCCUCAUACAAUUAUCACUCUCCAACCUCAACAUGGUGCUCCAUUGAUUUUGCGCAAGUUGUAGGAUCGGUUCACAUCAGAACUCUGAAGUUAAAGCGUAUUUGGAUGAGAGUCUAUAGUACUAGAAUGGUUGGCCCUAAGAAAUCUCAUGUUGCAUUCCUUCUUUAUCCAUCUCCAAUUUGUGUUGUAAUUGUUAAGUUUGCUUGUAUGAGACGUAAAGUCCUCGUGUUGAAUUUCUCCUUUAAACAACCUUAGUUUGUUUGGGAUUGAGACGUAAUUAUUGUUGUUGUU